This is a messenger RNA of Solanum verrucosum, 1100 nucleotides long. RefSeq names its product gibberellin 2-beta-dioxygenase 8-like. The record is from RefSeq and is a predicted model, not a curated record. The coding region runs from base 36 to 1049 and encodes 337 amino acids. NCBI's taxonomy places the organism in Eukaryota, Viridiplantae, Streptophyta, Magnoliopsida, Solanales, Solanaceae. The transcript has 3 exons.
CUGACACCACAUUUGUUUUUUAGACCAUAAGUAGCAUGGAAGAAUCACCUGAUCCUCCAUUUGUGGAGACAUACAAAAAUCUUUUAGAUACCAAUAUACUCAAUGAAGAACAUAAUGACCUAUUCAUGGUGGAAGAAUGUGAGUUGCCUUUGAUAAAUCUUCAUGAACUUAAAUACGGAGACAAAUUGGAGAGAGAAGAAUGCAAGAAGAAGAUAGCCAAGGCAUCGCGAGAAUGGGGUUUUUUCCAAGUGGUGAACCAUGGAGUUUCACCCAAUAUUUUGGGAGAAAUGAGGACGGAGCAAGUCAAGCUUUUCAAGAAAACGUUUAAUGAGAAGAUGAAUAUUGACAAGAGUCUCAAUUUCUCCCAAGGAAGUUACCGUUGGGGAACGCCAACAGCCACUUGCCUUCGGCAGAUUUCUUGGUCUGAAGCUUUUCAUGUACCUCUCUCUGAUGUUUCAAAGGGUUUCAGCAGCCUCAGCUCUACCAUGGAAGAAUUUGCAACAACACUAUCUGAAUUAGCACAAGAAUUAGCAAGAUUAUUAGCAGAGGAAUUGGGAGAUUAUAAUUAUAAGUUGGAUUAUUUUAAAGAAACAUGUUUGGCAAGUACUUGUUACCUAAGAAUGAAUAGAUAUCCAGCAUGCCCUAUUUCACCACAACUCUUUGGAUUAAUGCCACAUACUGAUAGUGACUUCCUCACAAUAUUGCAUCAAGAUGAGAUUGGAGGCUUGCAAUUAUUUAGAGAUGGCAAAUGGAUCUCUGUUAAGCCUAAUCAUGAAGCACUUAUCAUUAAUAUUGGAGAUUUAUUCCAGGCAUGGAGCAAUGGUGUUUAUAGAAGUGUUGAACAUAGAGUUGUGACAAAUAAAUUUAAAGAGAGAUUUUCAACUGCAUUUUUCUUAUGUCCCUCUUAUGACACAGAAAUACUAAGUUGUGUUGAACCUUGUCUUUAUAGAAAAUUUACAUUUAGAGAAUUCAGACAACAAGUCGAAGAGGAUGUCAAGAAUUUUGGUUAUAAAAUAGGUCUUCCUAGGUUUCUUGUAUCAACCAACUAGAACACACACAAGUUAAAUUACGGAAGAUUUGAUUUUGUAGCCCUUUAUAAA